GGUAUUUCUUGGUAGACAAAGAAUUCAAUGUUAUAGGAUACACUUUGCUACUAAGCCUGAUUGAGUACAAGACUCUUGUGAUGCGAGGUGAUCUAGACAGAGCCAGUGAAAUCUUGCCUACAAUUCCUAAAGAACAGCAUAACAGUGUUGCUCAUUUCUUGGAGUCACGAGGAAUGAUUGAAGAGGCUCUGGAAAUUGCGACAGAUCCUGACUACAAAUUUGAGUUGGCCAUACAACUGGGUAGACUUGAAAUUGCGCAGGAAAUCGCUGUAGAAGUACAGAGCGAGUCUAAGUGGAAGCAAUUAGGAGAGUUAGCCAUGUCCUCUGGAAAGCUGCAAAUGGCAGAGGAAUGCAUGAAGUAUGCGAUGGAUUUGAGUGGUUUGUUACUGCUAUAUUCUUCUCUGGGAGAUGCAGAAGGUUUGACAAAACUUGCAACACUUGCUAAAGACCAAGGGAAGAACAAUGUUGCCUAUCUUUGCCUAUUCAUGCUGGGUAAAUUGGAAGAUUGUUUGGACUUAUUGGUGGAGAGCAACCGGAUACCAGAAGCUGCUCUGUUCGCAAGAUCAUAUCUUCCAAGCAAAGUAUCUGAGAUAGUAGCUCUAUGGAGGAAAGAUCUCAGCAAGAUUAACCCGAAAGCAGCAGAAUCUUUGGCUGAUCCUGAGGAGUACUCAAAUCUUUUUGAAGAUUGGCAAGUUGCUCUUUCCGUCGAAGAAAAAGCUGCAGAGACAAGGGGAGUUUAUACAUCUGCAGAAAACUAUCCUAGCCAUGCUGAUAGAUCUUCGAUGACCCUCGUGGAAGCCUUUAGAAACUUGCAAGCUGAGGAAGAGGAAUUACUCGAAAAUGGAGAUAUCGAUCAUGAGGAGGCAGUAGCGGAAGAAAAUGGAGGAGAUGAACAAAAGAAGGAUGGGGAUGUUGUAGAGGAGCAUCAUGAAGAAAAGGAAGAAGAAGAAGGAGUCGUUGAUGGUGACUCAACGGAUGGAGCUGUACUUGUGAACGAAAGUGAGGCUGACGAAGAGUGGGGUACGAAUAAUGAAGGAAACCCAUCCGCCUAA
Messenger RNA from Microthlaspi erraticum, 1052 nucleotides. NCBI's taxonomy places the organism in Eukaryota, Viridiplantae, Streptophyta, Magnoliopsida, Brassicales, Brassicaceae. The record is from the annotation of a GenBank genome assembly.